This is a messenger RNA of Drosophila grimshawi, 559 nucleotides long. RefSeq names its product general odorant-binding protein 56h (gene Obp56h). The record is from RefSeq and is a predicted model, not a curated record. Bases 38 to 445 code for a protein of 135 amino acids. Gene Ontology annotation, biological process: sensory perception of smell. The transcript is spliced from 2 exons. Gene Ontology annotation, molecular function: odorant binding. NCBI's taxonomy places the organism in Eukaryota, Metazoa, Arthropoda, Insecta, Diptera, Drosophilidae.
CAGUCGCAGUUGAAACAACAAAGCAAAGUCAGGCAACAUGAUGAGGGCAACACUUUUCGCAGCAACUCUGGUCUUCGCCGUGGCCGUUGUCCAGAGCGAUCCGAACUUCCCGCAGCUGAUGAAACAGUGCCUGGAGGAGACGAAGGUGUCGGAGCCCGAGCUAAAGGAGUUCAUGAACAGCGGCAUGAUGACCAAUCCCAACGAGAACAUCAAGUGCUACACCAAGUGUCUGAUGGAGAAACAAGGUCACAUGGUCAAUGGUCAGUUCCAGGCGGAUGCCAUGAUGGCCACCCUCAGGAAUGUACCCCAACUCAAGGAUAAACUGGCCGAAAUCUCAUCCGGUGUGGAUGCCUGCAAGGCCAUUGGUGGCACCAACGAUUGCGACAAGGCCUUCAAGAUCUCCAUGUGCCUCAAGGAGCACAAGGCUAAAACGAUGAAAAAUUGAUUACCUUAAGCAAUUCUAAGGCGUUUUAUUUUAUUAAAUGUAUUGCAAGUAACAUUUUGUCCAAUAAUAUAAUGCAAUAAAAAUAAGAUUUUGGUGUUGGGAAUUUUUGCACGU